Molecule: messenger RNA, 1506 nt
Organism: Seminavis robusta
Lineage: Eukaryota; Bacillariophyta; Bacillariophyceae; Naviculales; Naviculaceae
Source: the annotation of a GenBank genome assembly
CGGAGGCCUUGUCCUCUCCGUCCAAUGGCCAGCCAGCUCGAUGCAAAGGACAACAACAACAAACAACAAUACCGGUACCGGUACUGUAGCUCGAGCGAUAUCAAAUAAAUGAGAUACCGGUAGCACGCAUUAUUACUGGAGAAAAGAGGAAAGAAGUCAAUAACACAGUGUUGCAUACGGUAGAAAGAUGUCAUUAUCCCUUCCAUCUGCCGCGUUUUUUCGACGGCUGCUCCUGCUGUGGUUGUCAACAAGCAUCCCGACGGCAGUAUCCUCACCGCCUUGGUCACCCUCCGAGACGGCGGAUUCCUUUGUUCUCUAUCCCCCUGAACUCUCCGAAUUGAUGGAAAGGGAAUUCAAUCAGUUGUAUAAGAGUCCUGUCAUUCACAUCUUUAACACUCUGCCAGAGCCUUCUUCGUUGCGCCUGUGGCCUCUCAUCAAGGCCCUGACGGUACGAAACCAUCAGCAAAAUUUUGUGCUUUGGUCUCACCCGGUGUAUUAUUUGAUUCCUGGGUCCAACGUGGGCUGUGUUGAAAACAGCACUGCCGAUAGCUGGUGUCAAGAUCACUGUACUCAUGGAGGACGCUAUUGCUAUGACCCAGAGGCAGCACUAGAAAACAACAACGCUACUUUAUCGCCCCAAAUCAAGGGAAAAGACGUUCUUUUGGAAAUCCUCCGUCGAUUGUGCUUUGAUCAGUUUUACGAAGCAUCAGAUUAUGAAUUCUUUGACUACUUGGAACGAUUCGAUCGUGCCGACUGUUGGGCAUCUGGGAGUGACCAAAGUAGUCUGGCCAGUUGUUCCAUGGAAGUAUUGAAUGACUUGCCUAAAGCCAACUACCUUCUCUUGGAUUACUGCGUGGGCGAUCCUGAGUCGGAUGACAUGCAGCAUGAGUUGUUGGAAGGUCAAUUGCAAGAUUUUCAAUCCUACAACUUGAGUUUGACGGAUCUUCCCGUCUUGACGUUUGGAGACAUCGUCUAUGACGGCGAAGAGUAUACGGUGGAUGCCAUUUUUGAAUUUUACUGCAAUUUCUUUCGAACAGAUGACAGCGCUCUUGAAAACUUCGAUAUGGUGCCCCUGGCUUGUGAUAUCUGCGAACCCUGUGCCGAUGUGCAGACCUGUCUUUGGACUCUGGAGUGUGACGGGGUACCCUUUAAUGGUACCGAGUUUGCGGUAACAUAUCCCGGCAUCACCAGCGUCUCCAAAAGAACAAUAGACACAGAUGACUAAAGCAAACCAUGAUCUCCAUGCAACAGAGAGACCAGCUUUUUUGCUACCCACCCGAUCCCCAAUACAAGACCUGUGAUCAACAUUCCGCCAUUGUACCUAUCUGUCUUUUUGUCUGGUCUUGAAGUUCAACAUAAUUAAUACCAUUGCAUGAUGUAGAAACCAAGUUUUUUCUUUUCUGCUACCGUACAUCUGGAUAGUCUACUAGCUUCGAUACGAGUACUCUUCAUAUGUUGCUUGCUUACAUCAUCCACUCCCAGCCGAAUCGAAUCAGAAUGAUCUAC